GAAGUAACGCUGGGUGACGCAAACUAAUUAAGCAUGAAUCCGCAACUGGCGUAUGGGCAGUAUCCGCCACAAAGCUGGCCACAACAGCAAGUUGCGGCACCGCAGGCGGGAGGACCCCCACCAAUGCCUAUGCCAGGCAUGAAUGGAACACAACCCAAUAAUCAAUUGACCAAUCAGAUGCAGAACAUGUCUAUAGCGGGUCCUCCGUUAGGCCAACCACAACAGGGACCACCCAAAAUGGGAGUGCCGAAUGUGAAUGGUCCAACUGUAGGAGUACCACCACCGUCAGCAUUUCCUUCAAACCAGCAGCCUCCAAUGGUACGGCCACCAUCGACCGGCGGUCAAGUACCGGGUGGAUAUGCGCCACCACCACCAACUCAACAGCAGCCGCUACAACCGCAAGGACCGCCUAUGAUGAGUAAUGGACCGGCAGGGCCUCCUUCGGUCGGUGCUGUUAGACCUCCGGCACCAACUCCCGGAACAUAUGAUCAAACAAAUGGCCAUCAAUUGGCUCCUCCAGGUCAGCAGUUUGGAGGAUCUGUGCCACCAAUGGCAGCGGGGCCCCCACGUCCUGGGCAACCAUUUCCACCUCAGUCAGCCGGAUUUCAGCAACAGCAGCCCGGCGGGGUACCGCCACCCCAAACACAACCCGGCGGUCCGUAUGGUGCACCCCCCGGAGGAGUUUCGCAGGGCCAGCCACAGCAACAAUACCCUGCAGCGCCAAUGCCGGGACAACCGAUGGCUCCACAGCAACAGCAACAAGGGUAUCCACCACAGCCGGGCCAGAUGCCUCCAAUGGGUGGUCAAAUGCCUCCAAGAGGUUAUAAUCAAAUGCCGCCUGCACCGGGAUAUAAUCAAAUGGCUCCAAUGGUCGGUCAGCCUCAGCCGCAACAGCACCAGCAGCAACAACAGCAACAUCCGCUUCAUCAACACCAACAACCACAGUACCAUCAAGGAGGGCCAGGCAUGAUGGGCGGUCACUAUCCAGCACCCCCACCGGUACCACAGCAGAAGCGUCUCGACCCAGAAUCUAUGCCCAAUCCCAUCCAGGUGAUGGCCGAAAAUCAGGAGAACUGUGGCGGUAUCUUCGCCACCAGCCAGCCCGGUCAGCUGCCACCGCUCGUGACGACCCAGUUCGUUACCCAAGACCAGGGCAACGCAAACCCGCGCUUUGUCCGUUCGACGAUGUACAACAUUCCGCAGACGGCUGACAUGAUGAAGCAGAGCGCGGUUCCGUUUGCGCUCAUUCUCUCGCCCUUCGCACGCCAGGCCGAGGGUGAGCUACCGAUACCGAUCGUGGACUUUGGCGAGAUGGGUCCGAUCCGGUGCAUCCGCUGCAAAGCGUACAUCUGCUCCACGAUGCAAUUCCUGGAUGGCGGUCGCCGAUUCCAGUGUCAAUUCUGUAAGGCAACGACCGAGGUGCCACCGGGCUACUUCCAGCAUCUCGAUCAUACGGGCCAGCGGAUGGAUAAGUACGAGCGGCCAGAGCUGAUGCUCGGCACGUACGAAUUUGUCGCGACGAAGGAAUACUGUCGCAACAAUAAACCCCCGAAACCACCGGCCAUGGUGUUUCUGAUCGACGUGUCGUACAACAACGUCAAGUCCGGUCUGGUACAGCUGCUGUGCACGGAGAUGAAGCACAUCAUCCGCAACCUGCCCGUUGAUGUGAACGCACAGCGCACAUCGAUGAAGGUUGGCUUCAUCACGUACAACAGCUCGGUGCAUUUUUACAAUUUGAAAAGUUCGCUCGCCCAACCACAGAUGAUGGUGGUGGGUGAUUUGCAGGAAAUGUUUAUGCCACUGCUCGACGGUUUUCUGGUCGAUCCGGAAGAAUCGGCCACCGUCAUCGAUGCACUGAUGGAUCAGAUCCCGAAGAUGUUUGGCGAUACGCGCGAAACGGAAACAAUUCUGCUGCCAGCGCUGCAAGCCGGGCUCGAGGCACUGAAAGCGUCCGAAUGCGUCGGCAAGUUGUACGUGUUCCAUUCGUCGUUGCCAAACGCGGAAGCUCCCGGCAAGCUGAAGAUACGCGACGAUCGUAAACUGCUCGGUACGGAUAAAGAAAAAACGGUACUCACACCACAAUCGACCGUGUACAAUAUGCUGGCACAGGAUUGCGUUGGUGCCGGCGUUUCGGUGGAUUUGUUUGCGUUCAACAAUGCUUACAUCGAUUUGGCUACAAUCGGGCAGGUGGCGCGGUUGACCGGUGGCGAAGUUUACAAGUACACCUAUUUCCAGGCGGACAUCGAUGGUAGACGGAUGGUGAACGAUCUGUUGAAAAACAUUUCUCGCCCGAUCGCAUUCGAUGCGGUGAUGCGUGUACGUACCUCGACCGGGGUGCGUGCAACCGACUUUUACGGUCACUUCUUCAUGACUAACACGAAGGACAUUGAGAUUGCCAGCAUUGAUUGCGACAAAUCCGUGUCGGUGGAAAUUAAGCACGACGAUAAACUGACGGACGAGUUUGUAUUCAUCCAGGUGGCCCUACUGUACACCUCGUGUUCGGGCGUUCGUCGGCUGCGCGUACACAACCUGACGCUCAAGAUGUGCACCUCACUGUUGGAUUUGUUCCGCUGCUGUGACCUCGACACAACGAUGCUGUACUUUGCCAAGCAGGGACUAACCAAGCUGAUGGACAACAAUCCGAAAGCGGUGAAGGAUGCGAUCGUACAUCGGGCGGUACAGCUGCUCGCCUGCUACCGGAAGCAUUGCGCUUCACCGACCUCAUCGGGGCAAUUAAUUUUGCCAGAGAGUAUGAAGCUGUUGCCACUGUAUGUGAACUGUCUGCUGAAGAAUGACGCAUUCUCGGGUGGGUCGGACAUUUCGAUCGAUGAUCGUUCGUACGUGAUCUACUACGUGAUGACGAUGGAUUUGCCCACCUCGGUGCAUUAUUUCUAUCCGCGUUUGAUACCGCUCCACGACGUGAAUGUCGAGUCGGAUAACGUCCCAGCGGCCAUUCGUUGUACGGGGGAUAAGAUGCAUGAGGACGGUGCAUACAUUUUAGAAAACGGUGUUCAUAUGUUCUUGUGGCUAGGGUUGUCCCUGUCGCCCGAGUUCACCCAGUCGGUGUUCGGUGCGCAGUGCACCCAGCAGAUUGAUACGGAUCGUACGGGUUUGCCAGUAUUUGAUAAUCCUCUUUCGAAGCGUGUACGAGGUAUUGUAGAGAAGUUACAAGACCAAAAGCGCCGUUGCAUGCGACUAACGCUUGUAAAGCAACGUGACAAACUGGAAAGUGUACUGCGACACUUUUUGGUCGAGGAUCGUGGCACCAGCGAUGGGUCGGUCAGUUACGUCGACUUCCUCUGUCACGUGCACAAAGAGAUUCGGCAAAUGUUGAGCUAGCUGGCCAACACCACGCCCCGCACCAGCGGCAAUAUAGCAAGCAGUUUUUUCUCUGGAGGAAGGUUUAGAUUUAAUAACAACCACGGCAAUGGCAAUGGCGGAAGCAAAACGACCGUUUCUGCUGCAUCUACUAUUAAUGCUACUUACUAUGCUACACGCG
This is a messenger RNA of Anopheles maculipalpis, 3499 nucleotides long. RefSeq names its product protein transport protein Sec24D (gene Sec24CD). Gene Ontology annotation, cellular component: COPII vesicle coat; endoplasmic reticulum exit site. Gene Ontology annotation, biological process: endoplasmic reticulum to Golgi vesicle-mediated transport; intracellular protein transport; COPII-coated vesicle cargo loading. The transcript is spliced from 7 exons. The coding region runs from base 34 to 3339 and encodes 1101 amino acids. The record is from RefSeq and is a predicted model, not a curated record. Gene Ontology annotation, molecular function: zinc ion binding; SNARE binding. NCBI's taxonomy places the organism in Eukaryota, Metazoa, Arthropoda, Insecta, Diptera, Culicidae.